Molecule: messenger RNA, 1323 nt
Organism: Vanessa tameamea
Lineage: Eukaryota; Metazoa; Arthropoda; Insecta; Lepidoptera; Nymphalidae
Gene: SerRS-m
Product: serine--tRNA ligase, mitochondrial
Exons: 4
Coding region: 45-1319 (424 amino acids)
Biological process (GO): mitochondrial seryl-tRNA aminoacylation
Cellular component (GO): mitochondrion
Molecular function (GO): tRNA binding; serine-tRNA ligase activity; ATP binding
Source: RefSeq, a predicted model, not a curated record
UAACUUUAGAACUGUUAUGUGAAAAUUGUUUAGUUAAGCCCAAAAUGAUAAAUUACCUUAAAAGAAUGAGGUUACUAAAAAAACCAAAUCGGCUACGAUAUUUUUCUACAAUAUCUUUGCCUGAUAUCGAUAUUGACUAUUACUGUAACACAAAGAAUAUAAUACCCAUAGAAAGAAACAUAAAAAGUAGAAAAGGUAUAGGUGAUAUUAAUAGAGUACAAGAAUUAUACAAUUUGUACAAAGUUACGCCAAUCAGUGAUCGCAAAUAUUUGUCCAUUAAGGAGAACUUAUAUGAAGAACUCUCAAAAUUGCCUAACAAAACUCAUCCUGAGGUUGAAGAGUAUGAGGAAGUACCUCAAGUGGUGCGUGAAAUAAAUCAGAAAAUCGAAUUUGGCACACAUAAACCCCUAGAAUUUAGUGAAAUAACACAGCACUUAAAUCUAAUGCGAACAGACAAAUUAGGUUACACUUGUGGUAACAAAAGUUACUAUUAUUUAGGUGAAUUGGCAGAAUUGGAAGAAGCUUUAAUCAAAUACACAAUCUCAUCUUUGUUAAAAAAGAAUUUUCAACUAGUGUCUGUUCCAGAUAUAUUGUCUAGCAAUGUUUUAAGAAGCUGUGGAAUGACAAUAAAUAAUGAUCGUACCCAGAUAUAUUCAUUAGACCCUGUGCAUCAUGGCCCAGACUUAUAUUUAUCAGGCACUGCAGAGAUGUCACUAGCUGGUCUGUUAACAGAUUCAGUGCAUUCUAAGGCAGAUUUACCUUUGAAGUUAGCAGCUGUGAGUAGAUGCUUUAGAGCUGAAACUUCAAAUUUAAUUGACGAAAGAGGAACAUACAGAGUUCAUCAAUUUACUAAAGUUGAAAUGUUUGCUGUCACUGUACCUGAAAACUCAGACGAAAUGCUGGAGUACUUAAGAAAAAUUCAGGAAGAUCUGUUUUCACCUUUGGGUUGUCACAUGAAAGUUUUAGACAUGCCACCUCAUGACCUUGGUGCUCCAGCUUAUAGGAAAUAUGAUAUUGAAGCGUGGAUGCCAGGACGAAAUAAUUAUGGCGAAAUAUCAAGCUGCAGCAAUUGUACUGAUUAUCAAUCAAGAAGACUUAACAUAAAAUAUCUUGAUGUUGAUAUUCUGAAAUAUGUACAUACACUUAAUGGAACAGCUUGUGCUAUUCCCAGGAUGCUCAUUACUCUACUUGAAACUCACCAAGAUCCAAAAGGAAAAAUUAACAUACCAUUAAUAUUACAGCCAUUUAUGAAUGGAAAAAAAAUUAUAACAAAAAAUAAUAAAGUACCUAAAUUAAAGUUAAUAAAAUUAAAGAAAUAAUAAA